Molecule: messenger RNA, 713 nt
Organism: Megalops cyprinoides (Indo-Pacific tarpon)
Lineage: Eukaryota; Metazoa; Chordata; Actinopteri; Elopiformes; Megalopidae
Gene: trappc5
Product: trafficking protein particle complex 5
Exons: 3
Coding region: 139-705 (188 amino acids)
Biological process (GO): endoplasmic reticulum to Golgi vesicle-mediated transport
Cellular component (GO): TRAPPI protein complex; TRAPPII protein complex; TRAPPIII protein complex
Source: RefSeq, a predicted model, not a curated record
UCCUCGUAAAUGGAAUACAUUAGCUAGUCAAGGCUGACGCGUGAUCAUUUAAUUGUGUUUAAAUCGCUAACCUCUGUAAGAUUUCCAGGCCGCACUUACUCGCUAGUUGCACUUUAAGAUAAUCGACACUCGCUGAAAAUGGACACCCGUUUCACCAGGGGCAAAUCGGCUAUCCUUGAGCGGUCGCUGACUCGGCCGAAGACGGAGGUCAGCGUUAGCGCCUUCGCCUUGCUGUUCUCCGAGAUGGUUCAGUACUGCCAGAGCCGUGUUUACUCGGUGUCCGAGCUGCAGGCUCGCCUGGCGGAUUUGGGUCAGGGCGUGGGGGCUAGUCUUCUGGACGUGUUGGUACUGAGGGAGAAGAACGGCAAGAGAGAGACAAAAGUGCUCAACAUAUUACUCUUCAUCAAGGUGUCUGUGUGGAAGGCCCUCUUUGGAAAGGAGGCAGACAAGCUGGAGCAGGCCAAUGAUGAUGACAAGACCUACUACAUCAUUGAGAAGGAGCCACUGAUCAACGCCUUUAUCUCAGUGCCCAAGGAAAACAGCACGCUGAACUGCGCGGCCUUCACAGCAGGUAUCGUGGAGGCCAUCCUCACUCACAGUGGCUUCCCUGCCAAGGUCACAGCACACUGGCACAAGGGCACCACCCUUAUGAUCAAGUUCGACGAGGCUGUCAUCACCCGUGACAAGGCCCUGGAUGGACGAUAGAGGACCUC